CGAUCAAAAUGGUGAACAAUAUGGAUCACGGUUUGCCCAAGUUUUCUCUUCUAGGUUAUGAUGAUUGAAAGAUCAUGAUGGAAGCACACCUCUACGCUCUACAUGAUUGCAUGUGGAUGGUGCUUGAGGAUGGACCCUUGAAAAUCCAAAUGGAGAAUCCUGAGAGGAAUCUAGCAACUCCAGAUGUAGUCCAGUAUAUUCCAAAGCCCAAAGAAAAAUGGGAUGAUAGAGAUUGCAAAAAGCACAAUCUGGACAACGUCGCCAAAGCAGCCAUCUUCAAGACACUUGAUCCCAUCACCUUCUCCAAAAUCAAGCAUCUCAAGACUGCCAUGGAGAUAUGGCAAGGUCUUGGGAAGCUAUGUGAGGGAUCAGAGGACUUGAGAAAGCAGAAGAUAGAAGUCUUGCUUGAGAAGUUCAAAGGCUUCAAAAUGCUUCCUGGAGAAUCAUUCGAUAUGUUGGAUGAAAGAUUCCACAAAAUCUUAAAUGAUCUUGCCUCACUUAACCACGUUCUUUCUCCCAAAGAAAAGAAUGUAAGGUUGCUGAGAUCUCUUCCAACUGAGUGGUACACCAAAGCCACAGCCAUGGAAGAAGGAAGAAAUCUGGAAAACUACACUGUCCAAGGUCUCCUAGAUGAGCUCAGAACCUAUGAGCACGAGCUGAAGAAGAAGAAGGAAGAACAAGUCACUCCCUUCCCCACGGCACUGAUGACAACUCCAAGAGUCCCAUCAAGUGAAGGGACAUGCCCAAGAAGCUGUGACACACCUUCCUCCAGCCAGCCGUCAAGCUCAAAAAUGGAGAACUACGAUGAGAAAUUUGCCAUGAUGGUCAAGCAAUUCCGGAAGUUCAAGAAGUUCUUCAAGAAGGCUGACUCAGUCAGAAGGCCAACCAAGGGAAAGCCACAAGUAAGUGACUCCCCUCCUGAAUCUUAUUUGUGUUAUAACUGCAGGAAACCUGGCCACUGGAAGUCAGCAUGCCCGUACCCAAAGGUGGAAAAGUACGGAGAGAGAGAAAGGAACGAGAAGCAAAAGAAGGCAAUGGUUGCUGCUGAAAGUGAUGAGUCAUCCAGCUCAAGCUCAGAUGAAGAAUCCCUCGUCUGCAUGGAGCGCAGAGUUGAAAAGUCCAACCAUGAGGAUAGGUGGACUAUGUCAGAAGAUGACACUCUUUGCCUAAUGGCCAAAGAUGAUGCUGAUCAAGAGGUAACUUCACAAACCUCCUGCUCAUCUUCUUAUGAAAGCAUACCAACUUCUGAAAAUCUUUUUGACCAGUUCAAAAAGAUGAUGGUAGAUUUUGAAGAAAUAAAUCUCAAACAUUCAUCCUUAACAGAGGAGAACAAACUAUUGAGUGAAGAGAAUCUCAAGUUAACUGAAGGUCGGAAAAGUCAAUUGAAUGAGAUCACUCAACUCAAAACUGAAAAUGAAUCUCUCUCUGAAAAGGAAGCCGCUAAGUACCCAGGUGUCUGGUACUUAGACAGUGGCUGCUCAAGACACAUGACGGGUGAUGCGAGCCUUUUGAGCAAUCUAAUUCCCUAUGAUGGUCCAAGAGUUACUUUUGGAGGAAGCAAUGAUUUCAGCCUUACUAAAGGACUAGGAAAUCUGGUGUACAAAGGACUAACCAUCCAAGCUGUUUCUUAUGUAGAAGGUCUCAAUUAUAACCUUCUUAGCAUAAGUCAGUUUUGUGAUAAAGGUUAUUCCUUGGAAUUCUGCAAGGACAUGGCAUCUCUCAAGAACAUCUCCACAAACAAAGUCAUUCUCACUGGGAAGAGAAUCAGAAACAUCUAUGAAGUAAUGUGGGAUAAUGUCAAGGAAGCAUGUCUAAUUAGCAAAGGGGGUACAAAGGUGAAGCUUUCGCAGAAGAAAUUGGGAGAAAAGCUUCGCCUUCCCAAUUCUGGAGUUGAAGUUGGGAAAUUUCCAGUCAAAAAUCUGGACUGGAACAUCAUUGGAAUCUCUGGGCAAAUUCCUUCUGGCCCAGCAAAGAAAGCAGAUCUCAACAAUGAUUACAAGUUGAUUUUGGAACUGGUCAUCGCCUGCCUCGAGUGUGGAAGUGGAGGUCAUGCCGAUGACAUCACCCAGGAGAGAGCCUUCAUCAUCAACGCUCUCAUUGCCAAAACUAAGAUAAACUGGGCUGCACACUUUUUCAAUUCCAUCUCAAAGCAUUUGGGAAAGCCCAACCAGAAAUAUCUCUGUCAAGGACUAUACCUUGGACACAUUUUGGAGUCUAUGGGUAUUGCUUCUAAAGGAAAAAAAGAAAGCUCAUCAGAUAAUGUCCCACUCAUCCACAUGGCAAAAACAGCCAAAAGAAAGCAAGUGGUGUCCCCCUCUCCAAGUGUUGAAGCACAGAACCUUGCUUUGAUCUGCUUGGAAGAGGAAGAAGAAGUCUCUGACCAUGGAGAACUUCAAAGGAAGAAGAAGAGAAAGAUCAACUCUUCAUCAACAUCUGGAAUUGUCAAUCCGGAUGAGUUGAAGGAGAAGGAAACUGCUGAGGAAACCUCUGUUCAAAACCGGAGCCCUCAACAACCUUGGAAAGUUGGAAAUUCAGAAGAGCAGCUGUUGGAUUGGGACCAACAGCUGAAGAAUGAGAAGAUUAUCAAGAAGUGCUUAGGUAUUCCAGUCAACCACAACUGUGAAGAUAUUUUGAAUGAUUACUGGGUAUGGCAAAAGAACCCUGAAGACCUGCAUAUGGAAUACCUGGCCAACACACCAGUUUCAGACUGUGAAGCAUAUGAUGAAGACACUGCAGUCUUCAAGCCAGUCUUCUCAAAAGCCACAGAAGAUCAAAUGGCUCUCACCUCUGAAGAAAUAGCUGGUUUGGAAGCAACAGCUGAAGAUUUCCCUAUCUUUCCAGAAACCUCACCUGCGUUUGAAAUAGUUCUGACUGAAACUGUUCAAGAGAAGGCAGCCUCUCCCCCACAAGAGCAGAACCAGGAAGCAACUGAAGAAGAAGAAUUUCAGCGACUGAUCCAAUCUCAAGUGCUCGAGAUCCUCACAACUCCUUGUGAGAUCUCCAAUCAGACACAACUUGAGAUUCUAGAAAAGUCAGCAGAAAUUCCAGAACAGUCAGCUAUUCUAGAAACCAUGGAGAAAGCAGUAGAAGUCCAAAGGCACUCUGGAAAAGUUGAGAAGGAAUCUCAGAUGGCAGAAGUGGAGGUCUCUCAAACUCCAAUAGCCAUCUUUGAAGAACCAAAUGAAGCUGAAGAUAGUGACUCCCUCUCUAGAUACAUAUCAAAUUUUGCACUUGAUGAAGCAGAAGGAGAAUCUGAGAGGACACUAAAGGUCACUGAUGAAGAAGAUGUACAAGAAGAUGCUGAAUCUCUUCCUUUGCAACUCUUCCAAAGGACAUCAUCUCCUCAUCAGAAGGUCCAAGGGCUGAUUGAAUCAGCCCUAGCAUCUCAACAUGCCUCCUUUAGGCAAGAGAUAGAGCUAAUGGAAGCCAAACACACUCAGCUGAUAGAGAAAUCUGAAGAGAAACACAGCGCUGAUCUCAAGGAGAUAAGUAAAUCAGUAGAAAAGACUCUAGAGAUCAUCUCUCUAUUGAGUAAAACUGUGAGCAAUACGAUGGAAAUAUACACCUCUGACAGUCAACUGCAAUUCAAUGAAUUCAACAAAGUCAAGGAGCAAAUAGCAAAUGUCACAGUUGGUCUACAAAAACAGAUGUCCCUUCUCCAAAUGGACAUCAGAUCAGCCCUAGCAAUAGCUUCAGCAAAUCAGCACCUAUCCAGCUCAGGACUGGAUGGAACAGAAUUUAUAGGUGCAGUUGCUGACCACUUCUCAGAUGCUACUCAAUCAGAAGAAAGGCGUGAAAACUUAAAGCGCAUCAAAGAACUGUGUGGGAACAUGCAGGGCAUCAGUGAGGUUGCCGGAUCUUCAAAACGCAAAAGGAACUGAAGGUUCUUUUCAUCAAACCAGGGGGAAAGUAUGUGAAAACACUAAUUUGUUUUGAUGAAAACACCUUCUUGUUUAAACAUUGCUUGAUUGGUUUAAACAUUGCUUAAGUAUGUCUUAAUUGCGCUUAUUAUACUUAAUUAUGCUUAUCUCAAGUAUGGUUUUGUCUUAAUUAUUUCUUUCUGAAGCGCAUACAUUCAGGGGGA
Cuscuta campestris is the source of this 4084-nucleotide messenger RNA. NCBI's taxonomy places the organism in Eukaryota, Viridiplantae, Streptophyta, Magnoliopsida, Solanales, Convolvulaceae. The record is from the annotation of a GenBank genome assembly.